AUUCUUGUCACUGUCAGGCAAGCCGACAGCCGUUCGUUUGCCUCUUGCGCGAAAAUCUGUGUCCAGUGUAUUGAUAAUUUUGUUUUGUGAAACUUUACUGAAUUAAAAAAAAUAAUUAUAGUUUACUUACUAAAACUACUGUAAUUGCAGCUUGUAACGAUGCUGGUUAAAAAAUUAUUCACCCUUGUCUUCAUACGUAAGGAAGACCAAAUAUUAUUGGGUUUUAAAAAGCGGGGAUUCGGCAUGAACAAAUGGAAUGGUUUCGGCGGGAAAGUGGAACCAAACGAGACAAUAUUAGAGGCUGCAGCGAGAGAAUUGAAAGAAGAAUGCUGCCUGACUGUUAAACCUAGCGACUUGAAGAAUAUCGCGCAUCUAGAGUUUACUUUUGAAGGAGAACCUACAUUGAUGGACGUCAGAGUAUUCUCCACAAGCAUAUUUGAAGGAACGCCGAAGGAGACUGAAGAAAUGAGGCCCAAAUGGUUCAGACAUGAGGAUGUGCCUUUUGACGAUAUGUGGCUCGACGAUAAACUAUGGUUUCCAUACAUGCUACAAGGUAAAAAGUUCUUUGGCCAUUUGCACUAUGAAGGUUUUGAUAAGAUUUUGAACUAUAAAAUCGAGGAACUUGAUUCUAUGAAAGCUUUUUAUGAGAACAGAAAAACUAAAUAAAUCCAAACACUUUAUUUUAAUGUUUUUUUAUGAUUGUGUUGGCUGUAAGCUCCUUUUUUGUUUGUUAUAAAUUGUUUUGUCUUUUUAUAUAAUUAAGUUUUAAGGAAAGUUCCUGUGAUCAAUGAGUGAUUAUUAUAUAAGUGAACAAUAGAGCGUUUGUUGUCUCAAUGACUAUAAAUAACAGAUAAAGGCACAGCAUACACAAUGCAACAUUGUGGUCACAUAGUUCCAUAUAACUAAGUGCUGAUUCAAUCAUCAUUAGAAAGAAUUCAUUACAAUGUUAUUACAAUAGGUAGUUCUCAGUAUUUUAUAAUUAAUUACUGUGAUAUAAAGCUUA
Messenger RNA from Helicoverpa armigera (cotton bollworm), 1003 nucleotides. Its product is annotated as oxidized purine nucleoside triphosphate hydrolase. The record is from RefSeq and is a predicted model, not a curated record. Gene Ontology annotation, molecular function: 8-oxo-7,8-dihydroguanosine triphosphate pyrophosphatase activity. Gene Ontology annotation, biological process: DNA protection. The transcript has a single exon. Lineage: Eukaryota; Metazoa; Arthropoda; Insecta; Lepidoptera; Noctuidae. The coding region runs from base 160 to 666 and encodes 168 amino acids.